AUGGCAGAAUCUCCUCAGUCACAAGCCAAAAGACGGCGGACGUCGACAACCGAGACGAGCAAAUAUCCCGUCGUCGCCGGCUACAGAAUCUCUACCUAUGCUGCGCCGGGGACGUCUCUGACCUUGAAUGAGCAAAGAAUUAUAUAUCAUGCUUGGAGAAAGAGCGGCUCACCACACAACCCACUAUGCUAUACUUGCCGCAAACCAGGCAGCAUGCUGCAUUGCGACACAUGCUGCCGAUCCUAUCAUCAACAUUGUGUCGUCCCAGAGAUGCCAGAGUCACAAAAGACUUUUUACUGUGGCGCAUGUACAAGGAGAAAUUGGCACAUUCAGCCGCCAUUGUUCAACGAUGAGAAGUCGAAUCAUCUUCUUAAGCAACCUGCCGAUCAGCCGGCGCCAGAACCUGCAGCCAAACCUGAAGAAGCGACGUCAAACAUGGAGGCUUCUAAGAGUACUCGGCUGAUGAAAGACGCAGUCAAGUCUGACGAUUCUGAAGACUCAUCCUCCCAGCCAGCCUCAAGCAAAGUGUCUGAAGAACCGAGCCAUAAUGUACAGGGUGACGUGCUUCGCUCACUGCAAAGCCUUCGCGAACGAGUGACGAUGCUCGAGAAAGAGAACGAGGCAAUACGGCAAAUUUCACAGACCAAUAAUUCAAGGAAACGAGAGUUGAACCAAGCGGGCGAUGCAUAG
Molecule: messenger RNA, 690 nt
Organism: Trichoderma citrinoviride
Lineage: Eukaryota; Fungi; Ascomycota; Sordariomycetes; Hypocreales; Hypocreaceae
Exons: 2
Coding region: 1-690 (229 amino acids)
Source: RefSeq, a predicted model, not a curated record